Molecule: messenger RNA, 633 nt
Organism: Gossypium raimondii (Peruvian cotton)
Lineage: Eukaryota; Viridiplantae; Streptophyta; Magnoliopsida; Malvales; Malvaceae
Product: TIR-only protein
Exons: 2
Coding region: 1-633 (210 amino acids)
Biological process (GO): signal transduction
Source: RefSeq, a predicted model, not a curated record
AUGCAGCUGCGUUUUUUUUCGUCUGCCAGGCACUUGCACCGCAAUAUCCUUAAACCCAGAACCCCAAUCCGGGCAACUGCCAAGCCCCCAUGCGAUAUCUUUAUUAACCAUCGUGGAACUGACACAAAGAAAACUAUUGCGGGGUUGCUUGAUGACCAUUUCUUCAGGAUGGGGUUAAGGCCAUUCCUGGAUAGCAAAAACAUGAAGCCUGGUGACCGAUUGUUCGAGAAAAUAGAUCCUGCAAUUCGCGGUUGUAAGAUUGGUGUGGCGAUCUUUUCGCCCAAUUAUUGCGACUCAUACUUUUGCCUCCACGAGCUUGCUCUUCUAAUUGAGAGCAAGAAGAGGGUUAUACCCAUAUUUUGUGAUGUGAAGCCAUCUCAGCUUCAGGUUGUGGAUUAUGGAACCAGUUCAGCCGAGCAGCUGGAAAGAUUUAGUUGGGCUCUUGAGGAGGCGAAGUACACAGUUGGAUUAACAUUUGACACUUUAACAGGGGACUGGUCGCAUUUCUUGAAUACUGCAACCGAUGCUGUGAUUAAGAAUUUGGUGGAGUUGGAAGCUGAAAAUUCAAGCAAGAAAAGUACAUAUAUUGUGCAGGCUCGUCGUGAACGAGAUGAAGAAUUCUCUAUUCAUUAA